CUCGAGCUCGAGCUCGAGCUCCGUCUCCAGCUCCAACACCUCGGCCCUGUCCUGCUCUCCGUCUCCAGCUCGUCUCGGCCUCGCACCUCGCUCGCAGCUCGCGCCGUCUCGCUCGCUGCUCUGCACCGCUCGCUCCCCUUCGCUCUCGCUCUCGCGCUCCGUCUCUCGCUCGCUUGCACGGACCUGCCGCCUCGUCGCGCCUCGGCUUCUUCGUCCAUCUCUGGCCUCGUAGGCCAUCGCUUCGUCUCUCAGUCUCGCAUCUCCAGCACAGCGGCGCACCCAUCGCUGCGCAUAGUCACGCACCUCAGCGCUCUCCAUGUCCCAGGCGCCCGUUGCGUCGCAGCCUGCCAGCGCAUCUGCGCUCGGGCCGAGCCUUGGCAGCGGUAGUAGCGGCGGCUCGGGCAGCAGCAGCGCUCUCGGCAUGCCGCCCUUCUCCGGCGCCGGACAGGACUUUGUCCUCUUCGACGAUGCCUUUCCCGGCGCCAGUCUGCCGAUGCCGGCCCAGACGCCCGGCGGCGAGUUGGGCACGACGUGGGGCAGCAGCAGCAGCGGCAGCAGUCUGCUGGCGCCCGCCGGCGUGCCCGUCACGAGCGGUGCAGCGAGCAGCGCCCAGCCCAGCAUGGCUGCGCGCCCGGCGUUCGACUCGAAUCCCUCCUUCAUGCAGUACCGCGGCGCACCUGCCGGCCUGGGACCUGCCGACUCGCCCUUCUCCAGCCCAGCCUCGCGGCCCGAAGACGACUUCGGCACGUCGCCCGGCAGCGGCAGUGGCAGCACUGUCGACCCACGCUCGGGCAUGCCGAGCAAGAAGCGCGCACGCGGCGCACACGCAUACAGCAGCAGUUGGGCUGGCUCGGCUGGCAAAGGAGGAGUGCCUGGCCUGGGCGGCGUGCAGCGGGACCGCGUGGCCUCGCAGGGCAGUGCGCCGGGCGGGCCGGGAGACUCGCCGCUCUGGGUCUCCGACAACUCGCUCUCGCCGCCCAGUGGCUCGUUGGGCGCGCCAUUGAACUCGCUCUCCCUCGGCGACGGCUCGGGCGGAGCAGACGUCAGCUUCGAGAGUCUCUUCCCGAACUACCCGCAUCAGCAGCACCUCGGCGGCAGCGACAACGACGAGCAGCAGCAGCGCGCUCAUGCCCAGGCGCAGGCGCAGGCUCAGGCGCUGCUGGCGCUCUCGCUCGGCGCCUCGGGCCCCAGUGCUACGGCGCCCAUGCCGACGAACAUGCCCAACAUGUCCGGCUUCGGCGGCGCACCGCUCGGCCGCGCAGGCUCCUUGCCGAACGCAGAGCGCGUGCGGCAACAGGUGCGCAGCGACCUGGCGGGCGUCGACCCGCGCGCUCUCAAGGGCCCGCUGCGGAACAUUCAGCAAGGACAGAACGGCGGCGGCUUUCCGCUGAACAACCAGCAGCCGGCGUUUAGCGGCGCGCCCGACUUCAAUGCCGUGCAGCAGAUGCAGAGCUUCGGCCCGAGCAGAGGUGAUGCCGAUCAGCAGCGUCCCAACGCGCCGCGGAGACGAAGCGGGAGCCUCGACUCGAGCAUGUUUCCUUCGCAGACGGACCUCUUCAGCGGCAUGGGCGCGUGGCAGGGCGGCGCACCGAUGGAGUCGAGCAUGAGCUGGGACGGCGGCCUGAUGAACUACCUCGCCAGCUUCAACCAGCCGCAGUUCCAGCAGCAGCAGCAGAUGCCGCCGCAGCAACAGCAGCAUCAGCAGAUGAUGCCGAAUCAGCAGCUGCCGCCGCCGCAGCAAGCACAGCAGCAGCCGGCGCAGAACGGCAAGGGCCAAGCAAAGGCUGCUCAGAAGGCUGCUCGCGGUCGUCCACCUGCUGCCGGCCGCGGCCGUGGUCGUGGCGGGCGUCCCGAAGCAAACGGGCGCCCCGGCAUGACGCGCGACCGCAGCGGGCUCACCGUCAGUCCGCACGAGACGCUGCUGGAGUACGAGCCGCCGAGCGGCAACAUGUUCAGUCUCUUCCAGACGUCUGCACCGACGCCCGUGCCAGGACUCGCCGACUCGCUGGCGCGUGCUACUGCACUGCAGCAGCAGCGCUUCCAGGGCAACACGGAGUCGGUCAGCACGCCGACUGGCCCGCCUGCUCCGCAACGUGCGCCGCUGGACCGCAACGAGACUGCACGACCGUCCGUGUCGCAGCGCGAGGCCAUGGAGCGCGCCACGACGGCCAGCAGCACGAAUGGACCCAGCCGCGAAGGCUCGGCGGGAAGCGGACCGAGUCUGUUCUCGCCGCCCGAGACAUUCGGCACGCCCUCGAGCGAUGACGAGGACGAGGCGAUGUUCCGUCCCGCAGCCAAGGCUCAUGCCGAAGCCAAGGCUGCUGCUGCUGCAGCCGCUGCCGCAGGAGGGCAGAUGAUGCCCGGCUUCUCGGCGCACUUUCCCUUCCCUGCGCAGCGCAUUGCGCCCGGCCCGCGCUUCGGCGACGUGUCGUCGAGCUCGAGCGAGUCGGAGGGUGAAGGUCCGAUGCGCGGACGGCAUAGCGGCUCUGGACAGGGCAUGUUUCCGCGCCAGCAGGGCAUGGGUGGCUAUGGCUACAUGGCCGGCAGUCAAGAGAGCGGCCUCAGCGUCGCUGCUGCCAGUCUGCCCGGCGCACUGGCUGCCGCUGGACACGCAGGCGCACAGGCGGCGCGGAGCCGGAGCGCCAGCUCGGCGCAGGACGACGACGGCAGCGUCAGUCCGUCGAUUCGCAGCUCGGCGCAAGCACUGCCGGGCUAUCGCCGCGAGCUGGCCGGUCUGCCAGCACACGGCCCGCCAGUACAGCCCGACCUCUCCGAUCCUCGCCAGCGCGAGCGCAGUCGUUCGCGUCCUCGACCAGCGGGCGCGAAUGCCUCGCCGCAGGGCGGUGCGCGGCGGCCACUCAAGAAUACGUCGGCCAGCGAGGACGGCGAUGACGAUGAGGACGCGUGGGAGAGCGGCGACACGGAGGACGAGACGGGCGAGUCGGACUACGCCGAGGGCUCGAAGCCGUCCCGACCCAAGGCGGCGGGCAUCAAGAAGCGUCGCCGACCGCCGGGCGAGCCUGGUGCCUCUGCCUCGUCAGCGGCCUCAAAGGAGGAUCAUGGCAUCCACGUGCCGCUGCCCAAGGCUGUCGGCGGCAGUGAAGGACCUUCAUCUGCCGCGAUGCACUCUGCAGCCAACGCCGCCGGCAUCACGACGUGCGACUAUGUGCUGCACUCGACGGGCGAGAUCUGCGGCACCGAGUUCCACCGGCCGUACGACUUGGCCAGACAUCGCGAGACGAUUCACGGCAAGGAGGAGGCGCAGCUUUUGAGGCAGGGCAAGUUGCGCAAGGAGGAUUGCGCGGUGCUCUACAAGGAGGUCGAUCCCGAGAAGAGCCUCGCCACUGUCGAGUGGAAGUGCGACGGCCGCAAUGGCUGCGGCAGCGUCUUUAGCCGGAAGGAUGCUCUGCUGCGUCAUCGCCGUAUCCGCGGGCACGGCAAGUGAGGCACACAUCUCGGCGGCUGCGCUCGUAGCUGCCUGCGACAACCUUUCGACCUGCUCGCGCAUCUUCGGACCAUCCCAGACCCCUUCAUUCCGCAUCUCCAUACCGCUGCCUCGCCCUCUGCGUCGCACCUUCUCUCACCCGGAAGGCUCGCUCCCCCAUCAUCUUGUGGCCCAUCGCUUUGCAAUCCCACUGACCACGCACCUCGCUCCUCUCCAUG
This is a messenger RNA of Tilletiopsis washingtonensis, 3663 nucleotides long. RefSeq lists its product as hypothetical. The transcript has 2 exons. The record is from RefSeq and is a predicted model, not a curated record. Lineage: Eukaryota; Fungi; Basidiomycota; Exobasidiomycetes; Entylomatales. The coding region runs from base 317 to 3445 and encodes 1042 amino acids.